Messenger RNA from Drosophila ficusphila, 1093 nucleotides. RefSeq lists its product as uncharacterized. Bases 15 to 731 code for a protein of 238 amino acids. The transcript is spliced from 2 exons. Lineage: Eukaryota; Metazoa; Arthropoda; Insecta; Diptera; Drosophilidae. The record is from RefSeq and is a predicted model, not a curated record.
ACAACGGAAACAAAAUGAGUCAAGCCCUUGCAGUAUUUAGUCUGUUUUUAUUAACAUUGGCAAACUGCCAAGUGAUUCGCUAUGAGUCCGAAGUGCAGACAGACACCACAGCCGACGGACCCGUCUCCAUGGUGGUGGACAACCUGGCCGAGAUUGCCGUGAAUGUGAGCAUCGACACCACCGUUCAGCUGGAGGCUAAAAUGAAUCGCACUCGCGAGGACAUCGCAGGAAACAUCGAGGUCCUGACCGCCAAUGCGUUGGCCCAGUUGAGCGACGUGAUCUUCGAGACCAACCAGGUGAUGGUGGACAAUCCCGAUUGCAAUGCCGCCUGGAACCUGGAGAAGCUCAACGAAAAUGUGACCUUGCAAUUGGUCGGCUGCACUGGCAACUUGGGAAGUCUCCUGCAGAACUUCAGGAUCGAGGGCCAGUUGGCCUUGGCCAAAGUCCAGGAAUUCGUCCACCAGAUCGCCCAGUUGCCGGAAAAGUGCCAGACGGCGGGGAUCUCCGCACUAAAUCCUCUGGGCUCAGCGGGCGGAAGUGUGUGCUUCAUCAACGGCAUGGCCGGGAUCAACCUCGGAAUGGCCCAAUCCCUGCACCAAGCGUCCCAGCUCCUGGUGAGAACCCACCGGAGCUCCGAGGAGCAGGUGGAGCUGGCCGAGCAGUGCGGUGCCACGGUGGUCCAGCAGAUCGGGGACUAUCUGCGCGAGGAGCGGGACCAGUGCCAACAGUGAGCCCUUCCUGUGCGCAACAGUCCUGGGCCGAGGCAAAUUUAUGCACCCACAAGAUGACAGGGGCCGAGGACUCGCCACAUCCUGUUCACUUAUUGCUUAUGCAUGACAUUUAUUUGACAAGUUUUUGAUUGAUUUUACAGCUGCUGCAGCCGAUCUGGUGCAGCUAUCUGCAUAUUUGCAGCUACAGUGGAACAUCUCUUGAAGGAACUCUUCCUAAGGCUGCGAGUUACACGAAAAUGUUCAUUUUUAUUUUGCAUGCAAUUAAGGACUUAUAUCUAUUAAAUCCAAAUAAUUCGAUUACAGUCGUUCGAAUCACUUAAAAAAAAUAGUAUUUUAAAAAAUUAAAGUUUGGAUCACUUGUA